Molecule: messenger RNA, 519 nt
Organism: Echinostoma caproni
Lineage: Eukaryota; Metazoa; Platyhelminthes; Trematoda; Plagiorchiida; Echinostomatidae
Source: the annotation of a GenBank genome assembly
UCAGAAAUUCGAGCGGCCUUGAACUUGCAAACCAAGGAGCAAUUCGAGACAUACGCAAUGCAGCAAUAUCCAUCUGAUCCAGAUAAACCGGAUCAUAUCACCCCGGCCGGAUGGAUACCCCCGGAGUCCAUCGCGUCUUGUCCCCAGGGUUCGGAUAAGGCAAACGGUGCCGAGAUCAAUGCGAACACGGCCAACCCGUCUGACAGGCCUUUGUCCAAUCUAACAACCUUACCUUCGGCGAAUCACACCACCACCACCACUGUGGCCACCAUCUCAUCCGUUGAAGAUCCGACUGAAGCGGGGUCUGAAGCCGAUAUCUCAUCUUCAACUCAAUCGGCCGGGAACACGGCCGUGGUUCGUGCACCAAGCAUGUGGACACGGGGUGAGAUUCGCGAGUUCAAAUCGAAUUUGGUUGAUACCAAAGAUGCCAUUGUCCAAAUCGGUUGUGGGGAAGUGAUCACUGUAAGUAGUAUUGAUAACUUGUCCGAAAUUCGUUACGGUACUUUUUUUCCACUGUAA